GUUGCUGGUAGAGAACUAACGGCAUCGGCAUUCAGCGGUUUCGGAGUCGAGGUGAACAGCAGUCAAGAACCACUCAAGGCGCAACACAAUGCCUCGAGUCUAUAUUGGACGACUGAGUUAUCAUGUCCGCGAAAAAGACAUUCAGCGGUUUUUUAGCGGAUACGGAAAACUAAUGGAGAUCGACUUAAAAAACGGGUAUGGAUUCGUGGAGUUCGAGGAUAAUCGGGAUGCUGACGAUGCCGUUUACGAGCUGAACGGAAAGGAGCUGUGCGGGGAGCGGGUGAUCGUCGAGCAUGCCCGGGGGCCGCGACGAGACCGAGAUGGCUACGGUGGGGGUUACUGGGGUGGUGGGCGCAGUGGUGGUGGUGGUGGUGGUGGUAGUGGUGGUGGUGGUUACAGCAGCCGAAGCCGCUCUGGCAGGGACAAAUAUGGCCCUCCAGUCCGUACAGAGUACCGCCUCAUUGUGGAGAACUUGUCUAGCCGCUGUAGUUGGCAGGACCUAAAGGACUUUAUGCGUCAGGCAGGAGAAGUGACCUAUGCAGACGCCCACAAGGAACGUACCAACGAGGGAGUGAUUGAGUUCCGGACCUAUUCUGACAUGAAGAGGGCUCUGGACAAGCUGGAUGGCACAGACAUUAAUGGACGGAAGAUUCGUCUGGUGGAGGAUCGGCCUCGCAGGCGUCGGUCCUACUCUGGCAGCCGCUCCAGGUCUCGCAGUCGCCGCCGCUCCCGCAGCAGGAGAAGCAGGAGCCACAGGAGCAGGAGCUCAAAGAGUCACUCCAGAUCCCACUCAAGGUCUCGUUCCCGCAGCAACAAGAGACGCGAUCAUUCCCGUUCCAGGUCUGAGAGAAAGUCUCGCUCCAAGUCAGGAGAACGCAAAUCACGUUCUCGCACUGGCAGGUCUCGUUCUCGAUCCCACAAAUCCAAAUCUCGUUCACGCUCUCGCAAAUCUCGGUCCCGUUCAGCCGAACACAAGUCCAAGUCUCGUUCAAAGAGUCGUUCUAAGGUGAAGUCGGAGCGAGAUUCUCGUAGCCGAUCAAAGGAACGGUCUGCCGACAAGAAGUCCCGCAGUCGCUCAGCAUCCCCAGUAGAGAAUGGAAAAGAAGAGCAUGCAGCCAAAUCUGCCUCCCGCUCCCCGUCUCCACAGGAGGAUGAGCACCGAUCCCAGUCCAGAGAGAAGCGUUCAGCGUCCCGCUCCAAGUCCCGCUCCAGGUCUCGUUCACGGUCUAGAUCAGCCUCUCAGGAGUAGUGGAGGUGGAGAAGAGAGAGGUUUUCUUAUUGUUGGGCUUGAUCCUUAUGCUGUACAUAGUGAGCAGUGUUGUAAUAAUUGGCUUAUGCUUCUGAUUUUUUUUUUUUUUUUUUUUUCUCUACAAGUGUGCAUUUGUCUUUUAACUUGUUUAAGCAGGAGUUUAUUAGACCAUCAAUCACAAUACAGUGACUGUUUUUGGAGUUGUUCCAUAUGAUCAGCCCCUUGAAAUUACAAAUUGACACCAAUUAUUAUUGGAAAAACAUGGAUUCUAAACAUUGAGGCUUAAAACCUUAAGAUUGAUAAAGUUUAGGUUUCUUACUGUUCUGCUUUCAUUAAAGGUUUUUGUAAUGCAGUGAAUGUUAAGAUGUCCCACGUGUACGUUUAUUCAGUUUGCAGCAGUUUGUUUUGGUUGGUAGUUCGACAGUUUGCUGCUCUCAUGUCUCCAGUCCUCUUGUCUGAAGCAUCCACCAUUGCAAAGUAUUUUAUUUUAUUGUAUUUUAAUUUUUUUUUUUUUUGUACUCAUUCAGCUCGCAUGAUUGUUGGACAAAAGUAGCAUUUGGCUGCAGUUUAAUUUUUGAUCUGCACACUCAGUCACAUUCUCCAGGAAUCAGUCGGUCUCAAUUUUUAAACAGUACGUAUUUAGGAUGUGAGACCUUGUACUGCAGAACUGCAUAUUUUCAAUAAAAUGAGGGUUUGUACUUGAUGUUUGAA
Messenger RNA from Archocentrus centrarchus (flier cichlid), 1960 nucleotides. Its product is annotated as serine/arginine-rich splicing factor 6-like. The record is from RefSeq and is a predicted model, not a curated record. Lineage: Eukaryota; Metazoa; Chordata; Actinopteri; Cichliformes; Cichlidae. Bases 89 to 1249 code for a protein of 386 amino acids. Gene Ontology annotation, molecular function: mRNA binding. Gene Ontology annotation, cellular component: cytoplasm; nucleus. The transcript has 6 exons.